This is a messenger RNA of Cervus elaphus (red deer), 1034 nucleotides long. It is a transcript of the gene TEX26, whose product is annotated as testis expressed 26. The transcript has 7 exons. Bases 20 to 892 code for a protein of 290 amino acids. The record is from RefSeq and is a predicted model, not a curated record. Gene Ontology annotation, cellular component: cytoplasm. NCBI's taxonomy places the organism in Eukaryota, Metazoa, Chordata, Mammalia, Artiodactyla, Cervidae.
ACGGCCUCUUGGAGCAAGAAUGGCAGAGCCUGGGCCGGAAGAUGCAUGCCCUUCUCAAUAUGGCAACAAGAGACGGCCCAGUGAUACCAGUUGGGAUUCUUAUGCCACCACGAUGAGGACUGCAUUCACACCUAAGACAGGAACAGCACCUGCUUUGUUUCGUCAGAAAAGUACCAGAAGGCUAGGAUAUACAUAUUCACUUAGUGAUCCUAUUCCUAAUCAAACACAGUACAAUGAUGAGUAUGUCUGGAAAUCAUAUUCUAAAGAGGAUUCAAUCAAUGUUGGGACUUCAAGAGGAAUCAAGAACCACAGAUUUUACCCUAGUCAGGACUUCUUUCUCUGGACACUACCUCAAUCGACAACCUCAGUAAAAAGCUACUUUCCUUGGAAAAUUGCUGCAUCGAUGGAAGAGGUUCGGAAGGCAAUAGGAAAUCAGUUUAUUUCCACCACAAAGAGAGACUUUGUGGACCGAUCGAAGGAUCCAAAGGAUAAACAGCGUUCUCAGAUGUUUCUGGAAUGGAAAAAGUUAGUUCCCCGACCAGCAGACACAGAAUUUCGAAGGAAUUACCAAAUUCCAGCUAAAAUUCCUGAGUUACAGGAUUUUAGUUUCAAAUAUGGAUGCUACUCAAGCCUACCCAUUGCUUCUCAAGGUCUAGUCCCUUCUGUGCUAUAUAGCCACAUGAGGAGCCAAGAGCGUACGAAGAAGCAGUCCAUUUACCAAAGUGAUUACGGGAAAGCCUACCUAGAUUUCUUGACGAUUCUGAACUCAUUCAGCCCGUCUCAAGUCACAGAGUACCUUCAGGGUGUUUCCUACAAAGAAAGGCAGAUUCUUGAUCGCUUUUUUCGCUCUUACUGUGAUAUGGGCCAAAGAAUGGAUAAAAGAGAAAAAUAGUUCAAAUGAAGAACAUCUGAAAGUAACUGAGUUCUCUUCUCAAUAAUCAAGAAAAAAUAAGAUCCAAAUUGUUCUGAAUUAUAAUUUCAUCAUGACUUUGUGUAAUUUUGUUUUAUUUUUAAACAAUAAAAUCAUUUAAGGC